UCAGAGGACACGGAGGGACACAAGCAUCACCGGGAACCGACUGAAGAAGAAUCGUGCCAAAUAUUCGGGCUUCGAUAGCAUGCGUCAGGACGGAUCCAUGCAGAUGGCGGCGACACAAAAAGAAGGUUCUGACCAGAACUUUGAUUACAUGUUUAAACUGCUGAUCAUCGGGAACAGCAGUGUUGGAAAGACAUCGUUUCUCUUCCGGUACGCUGACGACGCCUUCACCUCAGCGUUUGUGAGUACUGUGGGCAUCGAUUUCAAAGUCAAAACCGUCUACAAGAAUGACAAGAGAAUCAAGCUGCAGAUCUGGGAUACCGCUGGGCAGGAGCGAUACAGAACCAUCACCACGGCAUACUAUCGAGGAGCCAUGGGCUUCAUCCUCAUGUAUGACAUCACUAACGAGGAGUCGUUCGGAGCCGUCCAGGACUGGUCAACCCAGAUAAAGACAUACUCCUGGGACAAUGCGCAAGUCAUCCUGGCAGGAAAUAAAUGUGACAUGGAGGAGGAGAGAGUUGUGCCCACGGAUAGCGGCAGACUGCUGGCUGAACAGAUGGGUUUUGAGUUUUUCGAGACGAGCGCCAAGGACAACAUCAACGUUAAGCAGACCUUUGAGCGUCUGGUGGACAUAAUCUGCAACAAGAUGUCGGAGAGCUUAGAGACUGACCCAGCUGUUACCACGGGUACCCAGGGAACGGCACGGUUAACGGAUAACCCUCCUCCACUACAGCAGCCGAACUGUGCCUGUUAGUGCUCAGUUUACAACAUGGUAGCAUCAGUGUGUGUGUGCGCGCCCGUGUGUAACUCCUUUAGAUAGAAGCAUUUAUCCUUUAAUGUCAUAGAAUGCAGGUGCUGGAACCUCUUGAAUCUGAUGCAUGUCAUGAGUCAUGUGACCCUUUAGUAUCCCCACCCCAACCAAUGGGAAUAGAGCUGUCUAGGACAAUAAUAACAGAUCAAACUGCAUUGUAAAUACGACUUCUUAACUCAGAUGUACGAUCUUCCCAGCUGUGUUAUUAUUGUUAACAAAAACGAAACUAAAACUAGAAAACACUGAGAAAAUGAAAAGUGAACUAAAAGGCAAAAAUAAACGUAAAGUGUUUAAAAAUAAAAAUCCAAAAACAUAAUUCUUUCCAGGACUUGAAGUUAUCAUGACGUUUUUUUUAUGCCAUCUUUUGCAAUCCACACCAACCGCUUUUUGUUCAGUGUUUUAGAAUUGAGGAGGGAAAAAUAUCUUUAAAAUUGCUGGUAUGCUACAGUAUGUACAGUAUUUGUUUUGCACUUGUGAGGCAAUCAUUUUUAGGAAUAUGUGACCUGUGGCGACAGGUUUGUUUGCACUGUUGGCCUGUUUUGUUCCAGCACCUUUGCACUAAAUUUGUGUUCGUCUAUAUGAUUUGACAGCCUUGAACAUUGGCGUAUAGUUAAAUGUGCCUAAGUGCGUUUUUAUAUAUUAUUUAAAUUACUUAAUAUGUGACAUAUAUAACUGAAAUAGGUGUCCUCUCUCUGUGACAGACAACUCUUGACUCUAUAAACAGCCCCCCAAAAAGAAAAUCAGCGCUUUUUUAGCUAAUCAGAAAUGCCCUUGUGCAAAGUAUCAGCGGCAGACAAACGCAAGUUCUGUUUUACUUGUUUUACAGUUUUUGUACUGAACCCAAUGAGACAAAUACUUCAGUAACAGUGAAACUAGGGCUGGGUAUCGAGUUUGAUACAUUUUAGGCACCGACCGAAUUGCCUCUAUACAAUUGAGUAUCGAAAAAUGUCUUGUCGUUCGGGACCAAAUAUCGAUACCUAAGGGGUUAAUCUCAUCAACAUCAGCGAUAAGCAUGUAGCAUGCUAGAUGUGCCCAAAUCUAAAAGUGCCCGUUGUGUUUAGGCAUCAAGGGAAAACACUAGUUUAUGCCGGUUAUGCCCAGAGGCUGUAGUGUGUAUGCGUCUCAAACCCCAUACAUGUGAAAGAUGUGGAAAAGAUCAAAAGUGUGGCGAUAUUUCGCCAGGCUCGAUGCCAACAGAGCUCGAUGCAAUAUUUGCGACAAGAAAAUUGCUUCCAAGACCGGCAACAUGACAAUUCUGAUGAAGCACUUGACAGUUAAGAGCAGAAAGUUGCUUCGACUGCAAGUAGAUCGAGCUGGUGCAGUCAUCCUCUUAGCGUCCUCCUGCCACAGAGCCUCAUUCAGAUGCCCACCACUGAGUCCUCCUCCAAAACUACUGAUGAAUGCAGCGGCGUUAUGACUAGGACUCAGACAGGUGAGAUUAACAUUUAGCAAAGAAACCAACAAACAAAAUUGGCUAACUUGUAGUGGUGCAUGCUUGAGUACAUGUUAAAUUAACGUUUCUGUGCUCCUCGGUGACAUAGUCCUAUAAACUGGGACCUACGUAACGUUAGACAUUGUUUGGAUGUAUGGCUAUAGAUAGCUAGCUAAAUCAAUGCUAAAUAUGCUUUAAGGUUGACCGUAACUGACAAGUUUAACUCUUAUAUUGUUAAACCGUACUUAUCCUUAGGGUCAGCUGAAUUAACGGUUUCGCUUUCUUGUUUUGUUUUUCCUCUUCACAUUAAUGUUAUCGCCUCUGCCCCUGCCGACACUGGCAUGAGGAGACCAGAAGGCCCAGGAGAUGAGUCUGUAAAAAAGUCAACAAACUGAAAAAAUAAAACCAAAGUUUUUUGAGGUAAUGUUUGUAAUCUUGUUCAAAUGGAUUUCAUAAAAUUGGUAUCGGGAAAAAUAUCGUUUAGGAACCGGUAUCGAAGUCAAGGUAUAGCACUUUUGUGAACGAUACCCAGCCCUAAGUGAAACUGCGGUAUUUUUUUCCUACUGAGUUGCUACCUAGUAAUACGCCGUUAACAGCUGCCGCUAGUACUCGCGGAUCCAAAUAUUACAAUGCGAAGAGGCCUGUAGGGGCAGGGGAAGAACUCGGCGUCAAACAAUGUGUAAAAACAGCCUCAGAAUGCGUUCUUGCGUGGAAAAAAAAGAAGCUGGAUGCUUGAUUUAUUUUGGGAAAACCAGGUGAUCUGUUACGUCUGUUUCACUCAGCUAAAACAAAAGAAGCGCAAACACCGACACAUGUUUAAACUCAAUAUAGUCACAUAAGCACCUUUCACUCCCCUGUACAUUAAAUGUUACUGCCCAGCCCACAAGCUGAUUUACACGUUUAUAAUCCAUUAUAAUUUACUUUCAUCAAAGUAUAUGUUUAUAUUUUUUUCAAACAUAACUUUGUAACGCAUAACCUUGAAUUACUUGGUUAUUUAUAAACUUGUGCUUUAGUGAACAAGACACGAAAAUGGUAUAAUUGUGUUCGCAAUAAAUUGUAUUGCUUCAAAACCAAAUCUAUCAGCUGUCCCAGCUUACUAGGUGCGCUGAAUUAUUUGCCCACCAGACGGCUGUAAAUUGAACAGUGUCCAGAAGCUUUGAGUCAUGAAGCCGUUUUCAAAACAAUUGUAUUGAUAGUCUUGUUGCUUAAUAAAGUUUUAUAUCCCACAGCGCUACUUAAAAGUUGAACAAGUUUAAGCGGCAGCUUCAAAAUGCGGCACUUCGCCGCAAACGUUGAAAAAACAGUGAGACGUGGUGUAGCAGCUACUGACGUCCGUCUAGCGCAUGCUUACAUUGAAAACAAUUCCAAAACUGUCCAGAUGCAAGAACGCAUCCUGUGUGAAUGGGCCCUUAGUCUAGCGGAAGUUAGCAAAAAUGGUAAAAUUGCCUACAGCACCUUUAAUGCUGCCUUCGCUUGCUAUUGGAAUUAUCGUCAAUAUGAGUUUUCUACUUGGAAGUUGCACAUGAACGACACUAAGUCGUAAUUAUGAUACCCGGGCUUUCAAGUUGGGAGGAGAUGUCAACUUUCAACAUGGCGGAGGAGAGUACGGGUCCUGGGCGCUUGCCAUUUUGGUCAUAUACAUUACGUAUAUCAGCAACUAUUUGAUGCAUAUUGUAUGUUUACACCUAGAAAAUGUAUAUUGGAGCAAUAUUCCAUCACCGUCAGCAACCUGAGGAAAUGUAUUACGGUGUCCCCAAGUAAUAUACAAUAAUGAACUUGGCAUCCUCCGUGUUUCCUGUUCUUACCAACAACAAAGCACUUGAACGCGAUGGACUCGUAAUUACCAUUUCAGAAAUGGGAAGCAGGAUAUUUCUAUCAGGAAGACUUGUAGACUUGAGUGAGAUUUAAGAUGACAUUUAUUUGAUGAAUAUAAAACAGAAAUGUAAUGUCUCUCUUGGGCAUUGGCCCCAUCUGGCGGUCCGAAGAUGUUGUACUCGGGACCGUCAUAUCCUGCCGGAGAUAGGAGGCAGGGGCGAGGAGCCUACCCCCAUGCAGUACGGGGCUCAACUGGUGGUGGUGGGGUGGUGGAGGUUGCCGUGUUAGCACACUGAAUCAGCAAUGUGAUAGAUUGUGAGCAGACUUAUAAAGCAACGGCUUACAUGUGAUUGGCUAGGAGUUACCCCGCUAAUAGUGCGAUGAUGUACAGCUGCUAGUCUUCCCGCUAGAACUACACUGCGCUUACAUUUCUGAAGGCAUCUCCACAUGCAUGUGUCAGCUGUUGAUAAACUAAUCAGCUUGUUAGAGCACGAUCUUCAUUUAAGCGGCAUUAUAAUCACAACAGGAGUUCAACUCAAUAGCAUGCCUACAAAACUGCAUUCACACACACUCAUCACAAAGAUGUGUUUUGCUGACUCCUCACUGCCUCUAAGUUCAGCCAUUUUUGUAGUUCAGGAAUUCAUGCCAUAUUGACGUCUGUUUCGAGUAUUUUUGACGAUUUUAUCCCCAUCUUGCAGCGCCAGUGAUAUUGGCUGCAAAGCUGUAGUGUGGACUAGUGUGUGUGUGUGUGUGUGUAUUCUGUAGAUUAUAUUACGAUUAUUUUACCUAUAUACAUACAAUGAUAUAUUGAGUGUACAUAUUUGUAUUUAUCUUUUUAGUAUAAAUAUAACACGGUUGUGAAUUUAAGUAGCUGUUAAAUACAGGUAAAAGGUGUAUUAGAGUAAAUGUUUCUACACAUGCUAACACUACAAUAUGGUUGUAUAUGCUAACAUUAGUUAAUGCAAUAGUAAUCAGGAACUAAUAAUAAACAAUACUUUUUCAACAUUUAUCCUUGGUUAUUGUUAAUUUCUACAUAUACUAUUACAUUUUAAUAUUGAAAUUCUUACCUUAACAUUAGUUUAUGCAUUAUGAACUUACAAUGAAGUUAUAAAUUAACAUUAGGAUUAAUAAAUGCUGCAAAAGUCAUGUUCAUCAUAAGUUUGUUAUACUGAAGGCAUUAGCUAAUCUUAAUGUAUACAAUGCAUUUGCAAAGUGUUAGAGACGCUGCACAUUUGUUUACUCAACGUAAAUGAAUACACACUGUCUAAAUGUGCUUUAUGAACUGUAUGUCUGAAUAACAGUUGUUGUUUUUUUAUUUCUAGUUGAAGUGAGUUUUCUGUUUAUCACUGUUGGUUCUGUAUCUCUGCUGGCUAAAAAGCUACUUUGUGGAAGUGUUGCUCUCAGCAUUUCCUGUCCCUGCCCUUAUCUUGUUUUAUACUCAUGGCUGGAGAGGAUUCUGUGAUUUUUAGAUGUUUUAAGGAAACUGCUCGGGUCGGGUCGGCACUCGUCUUGUAAGACAGUGCAGUAAUAGCAAAGGAAAUGUCUCUGGCAGCUAUUUUAAGAAGAAGUGAGUCAGUCAUCAAUAUUUCAUGCAGCAAACCUAAUAUGACAUUGGCCUUGAAUUAAUUUAUCUCGUCAUUUAAGUCACUACAGUUGCUAAGCAAAAGCAUUACUAGGGUGAAUAUCACAAAAUGUGUCAUUUCACCUCAGAAUCAAAGAAAAAAAACUUUAUGCAUAAAGAAAAUGAAAUGGCCCUAUUUUUAGGACCACUAAGAUUUGUUUUUCAUUGCUACAUCGUUUCUAUGAAAAUUAAGCAUAUUUCCCACCCAAAUUGUCAUUACUGUAAUGUAAAGAAAAACAUCAUUGUAUUUCAAUAUUUUUCACUAAUACAGUAAAAGCUUAAUUGCAGUAAUGAGAAUCACCAUUGAGAAUAAAAUUACAAGAAAACUAAACAAAAGGAAACCGCGAAACAUUACGGUAAUGAGAAUUUGCGGUAAAAUGUGCUUAAUUGUCAUUAAAUAAUGUAAAAAUGCAAAAAUAAUGUUUGCUCUACAAAUAAAUAUUUAGCAUGAAGAACAAUAAGUCUUUUUUUAGGACCAUUACACAUUUUUUGUUGUCAUUCCUACAUUAUUUUUAAUGCAAUUAAGCACAUGUUUUUGUGAAAUUGAUGUUACAUAAACAUUUUUUUUUUUUACCAAUUUUGAAAGAUUAUAUGCCAUUAAGUUUUUUUUUUUUUUUUUCUAAUAACAGUGUAAAAACUUUAUCACAGUAAUGAAAAUCACUAUGGAGAAUAAUAAAAAUGACCCCCCCCUAAGAAAAUUAGCUUAAUUGUCAUGAAAAAAGUACAGUGCAAAGCAUCAUGUUGGCCCUAAAAAGAAAUAUUUAGCAUAAAGAAAAUUAACACUAUUUUUAAGACCAUUAAGAUUAUUUUCCAUAUUUUUUUUUUUUUUUUAAAUAAUCACUGUAUUUCAGUAUUUUUACCCUGUAAUACAGUAAAAACUUUAUUACAGGAAUGAGAAUCAACAUUGAGAAUAAUGGAAAUGCCAAAAAAUCUUUAAAAAAAAACUAAACAAACAAACGUAGUGACAUUACGGUAAUGAGUAUUGUAGGGCUCUUUGCGUUCCGUGAUGAGGGAAACACGGACAGAAUUGUAGAAUCCAGUCAUAAAAACGAUAUUUACUAUAAAAUGGGGAAUGUCAUGGAAUAUGACAUAUUUGAUAUAAGCAUAAAAUUGUGAUAUUAAAGCAGUUCAUUCGGUUUCCUAACAAAAUAAAAGCUUCAUUUAAUUAAACAUAUAAAAUUGAAGAAAUUGAGAGAGUAUUUCAAUACAAUACAUUUGCUACUUUUCAAUAUUAUUAAAAUGUAUUUAAUGUAGUAAUAAAUAAUGAUAAUAUCAAUAAUAAUUGCAUUGUUUUGAACAAUAUCUCACAAGCAAGAGUGAAAAAAUACAGAAAUAAAAAACACAGAAUUCGGGGAAAAAUAAAACGGAAUUUAGAAUUUUUUUUUAAAGAUUUAUAGCACCAGAGAAUUUGGUGAAAAUGUACUUAAUUUUCAUGAAAACAAUGUAACAAUAAAAAUCUUUAAAAACACACAUUUUCCCUAGAAGGUGUGAAAUAUGAUCAGGACAAGUUCUUGAGAGGUUUUCUGAAAUUCUCCAUUCAGCUUGUGGCAGAGAUUGUCCAAUCACCAUUGUGAUGUAUUAUAAUCCACAUAGAGUUAAAAUCAAAAUAAAAAUGAAUAGCCCUUCAAUGAUAAAACUACAUGAUGUGAUCCGUUUAUAUGUGUGGUAUUGUGAGCGUAGUGCAUUAAAGUUUCUAUAAUGUUAGGCCGACCAUAUCCGGCUCCAUAAAAAACAUAUCACGAUCACAGAUUUACAGUAGACUGAUAAUGUUGAUCUGAGUAAUGCUAGUAGUUCAUCGAUGUGUUCUUAAAAUAAAGAAAACAAAAUCCACCUCGUUUCCCCAUCGCAAGUUACAUUGAGCAUCCCCCUUUGCAUGAGACUGUAAGACAUCUCUAUUUAGAUAACCGUAUCUGUAUAAUCUUAUUUAUUUGUUAUUUUAUGCGUCCCUCAGCUUGGGGGUCGCAGUGGGCCAGCAAGUGCAAUAUUUUGAAACCCUAUCUCUUGUGUGUGUGUGUGUGUGUUGUGAAGCCAUUGAAUGACUGAUUGGAUUGAAUCUAGUACCCUUGUGUGUGUGUGUGUGUGUGUGUGUGUGUGUGUGUGUUGAGGAAGUGUCAAUGAGCGUCUAGAUGUGCCAUGCUGAAUUUGCACACUAUCUUAACCAAUGUGUGAAUGAGUGUACUGCCUCAAUGUUUAAACUGGAAUAUGUUGAAUAUAUGCUGACAGUAAGGCAAAUGAAAAAAGAGUUAUAUAGGUGUGUGUGAGUGUGUAUGGUAGUGUAUUUAAUAAGUAUGGAGAAAAGUAAAUGUAUAUCUUGUCGGCAAACAAUUUCUGUCGUUUUUAUUUGUGUGUGUGUUUGUGUAAAUUACCAUUAAAUUAUAGCAUGUACUGUAUAGGGCUAAAUAUUUUAAAUCACUCUACUGCAGUCAUAUUUCUGGCGGGGAUGUCUGUGGUUUGAGUGUUCGGUAGUUUUAUAAUAGCUGUCAUUUCAUUGCAUAAAACAGCUUUAUGGAAUUUGAAUUUGUUAUGAGCUCAAAAAGGGUGAAAAUGUUAAUGUUACAAAAAAUUUAAUAAAAAAUACUAUGUACCAUGGUUCAGUGAUGGCAUCAGAUGGUAAUCAUACUGAGUACCACUGUACUUAAAAACAAUAAUAAUAAUAAUAAAUAUAGCUGCAAGCAGCGAUACCGGGGUCAGGCCAAUUAUCGGCACCAUGAGCAGCAAAAGAAGCUUUGUGACAUGUUUUUGGUUAGAGUCUGAUGAACAGUGUAUGAGGAGUCAGAGAAAGUAAACUUGCAAUUGUAAAAAAACAUUUGUUUCAAAAAUAAAUAAAAUUGCUAUUUCACUUUUGUCCAGUAUGUGGCACUGUUCUGAAACUGCUGAGACACUAUCUGGGCAUGAUGGUUCUCAUGCAAGAAAGCGUUCAAGAGUUAUAAGCUAAAAUAGCUAUUUUUCUAUAUCCUGACCAAUAUGGGACAGUGUGCCAAAACGCUGCAGGUAACCUUGGGACUUAAUGGCGAUGACAUGUACAAAGUGUCAUCCCAAUCCCUCAAAGUGUUGCGGAGAUACAGCCUCAAGUUUAAUUUUGCGCAUUCUUCGUAGAAUUAAUUGAAGCGUCAUUCGAAAACUAUCGUUUAUCAAAAUUAUGUGAUUAAUUAUUUGUCGUGAGUGCCUCUAGAUGAUGCAGAACAAUUUUCGUGCAAAUCGGAGAAACAGUCUAUGAGGAGUUCGAAAAAGUAUCUUUUCAAAAAAUGUGGUGGACAGGAAGUUUGCUCAAUCAUGCCAUAAUUGGUAUCAUUGUUCUCGGCAUGAACCACGAAAUCUAUCAAGACCAGUCUCAUUACAGUAGGGAAACAGUAGUCCCUUCAGAGCAUGGUGCCAAAGACACAUACCGAGUUUCAUAACGAUACGUCAAGUCGCUCGUAAAAUACAGCAUUUUAUGACUAAAUAAAAAAUGGCCGACGUCCAAAAUGGCCGACAUAAGGAUUUUUCAUAUCGUUGGACUCGCUAUACCCUACUGAAUCUAAUGAGCCCAAUUUGAUGAUUUUAUGACAAACAGUUCAGAAGUUAUAAGCAAAAAUAUGCUUUUUUCAUAUCUUGUGACCAGUAGGGGGCAGUGUGACAAAACGCUGCAGGUACACUCAGGGCCUAAUGGUGAUAACAGUACCAAGUUUCGUCCCAAUCCCUCAAAGCAUUGCAGAGAUACAACCUCAAGUUCAAUGUUGCGCAUUCUUUGUCGAAUUCGUUGAAGCGCCAUUCGACAACGGUAUGGUUUAUCAACAUUUUUUGAAUACGUUUUUGUCGUGAGUGCCUCUAGAUGAUGCAGGACAAUUUUCAUGCAAAUCAGACAAACGGCCUAGGACGAUUUUAAUUUUCAUGACGAUAAUGACGUCAUAGGGUGCAAUCAAAUUGUCUUGAGCCUUGAAAUCAGAGAAAAACAAUUUAGUUUCUAGGACUCACAGUUCAAAAGUUAUUAACAUAAACAUGUGUGCAAGUUUGGGCAGUUGGUGGCGCUAGAGGAUUUGAGGUAGAAACGCCAAAUUUGCUGUGGGAACAUAUCAGACUGUCCUCUAUCUGUGUGCAAUUUCAUAACUUUCCCUCAAGCGGUUCUAUGGGCUACCAUAGACUCAAGAGCAGAAGAAGAAACGGAAUAAUAAUAAUAGGAAAACUAACAAAAACAAUAGGGGUCUGUAGAGUGGAGGAGGGCGGGGCCAGGCUGGAACAACGCACGCCCGGUGCCCAAUCAGCCUGAUGGGGGCGCGCGAGGGAUAAAGGCGGCCGGUGACGAUGGUUCGAGAGAGAGAGAAUGACAUGGAGCUGCUCUGAACAAACAAAUAAACAAACAAACAUGGUGGUUCUAUGGCACUUUUUUUGGUCAGUGAGUUAGACUUCAUUUAUUGUCUGAAUUGUUCAUUGACAACAGAUUUGCAUUCACUUCAUACGGCAAAUGGAUUUCCAUCUCCGCUUGCACAGGAACAUAUUUAUUUUAUUCGUUGUUCUAAAAUCAUUUGAGGCAGUCCUCAAAAUCCAUUCUGAAUCUCAGUUCAUGAUAAGAGUUCAUGUGCCCUACCGUGGGGUUCUGUAUAAAAUCUGUUGGACCUAACUUGUGAUCAUUUAUGACAUUUUGGUUGAAGGAAUCUUUUUUUUCUGUAUGUGUGAAGUUUCUAUGAAUAAGUGUAUCAUUUAUUGUUAAUACCAAUAAAUAUUACUAUUGUGUUGAUACUCAAGUUCUCUGCUACACGAAUUACUAAAACUAGUGAGUUUUAAACUUUGAACACAAUUUUUAGUUUUAGAUGUUUUUAUAUUUGUUUUAUAAGAACGUUAAUAGGAGACAUAAAGUUGUUCUU
This is a messenger RNA of Xyrauchen texanus (razorback sucker), 10517 nucleotides long. Its product is annotated as ras-related protein Rab-3C-like. The record is from RefSeq and is a predicted model, not a curated record. Gene Ontology annotation, cellular component: endosome; synaptic vesicle; plasma membrane. Lineage: Eukaryota; Metazoa; Chordata; Actinopteri; Cypriniformes; Catostomidae. The coding region runs from base 80 to 751 and encodes 223 amino acids. The transcript has 5 exons. Gene Ontology annotation, biological process: protein secretion; protein localization to plasma membrane; regulation of exocytosis. Gene Ontology annotation, molecular function: GTP binding; GTPase activity.